AUGCACCCUUCUCAAACAGUUAACUCUGUUUCAUUGGCACAGUUCUGCAAAUCUGAUCUUUCACCACCGCCAUCAAAGCGAAGUCGUUGGAUGGGUAACACAAAGCAGUUAACGUCAUCCGUAUCAACCAUAGAUGAUCGUUUAGCGUUUAUGAGAAUCUGUGAGGAAUUGGAUCGAAGGAAUGUGAAGUAUAAACCGUUGAUCACUGAACCGACGGUCGGAGGUCUUUUGCUUCAAAUCACUGAGUUAGUUGGUUUGAGAUGCGUUCAUUUCAUUUCUGUAUUUGUUUCGAUUUAUAAUUUAAACAGUUUAUUACCAUAUUUAUAA
This is a messenger RNA of Anisakis simplex (herring worm), 327 nucleotides long. The record is from the annotation of a GenBank genome assembly. NCBI's taxonomy places the organism in Eukaryota, Metazoa, Nematoda, Chromadorea, Rhabditida, Anisakidae.